AUGGUAUAUUCAUCACAAAGCACCCAGCACAUCAACGUCCUGCACCUUCCUCAUCCCCCAAUUCCAUUAUCUUCACCUAGGCUGGAGGAUUCACAGAAACUGGAUGAGAUGCAAAAGCAGGAAGCAGAGCAACGUGCAAAAUUUGUUUCUUGUUUCAACUUGGAAAAGCUAUAUAUCCAUCUGGCUGACAACAUAAAUGCUCUAUGCUCUCACCAACUUCCAACUGCCUACUUUAGCAAACUUCAAAUAUUGUAUGUAUCUCGUUGUGAAAAAUUGAGAAACUUGAUGUCUCCAUCAGUGGCAAGAGGUCUUCUAAACCUCCAAAAUUUGUGGAUAGAAGGAUGUCAAUCAAUGGAAGAAGUGAUCAGUAAAGAGGAACAACAAGGAGAAGGAAUCAUGACCUUAUUUCCCCUGUUGGAAGAGCUGAACCUUCUAUCGCUGCCUAAGUUGGGGCAUUUCUUUCUGACGGAGCAUACUCUUCAAUUUCCAUUUCUCAGAAAAGUGGAGAUAAGUAACUGCCUUGAAAUGAAGACGUUUGUCCAACAGAGAAUAUCUAUGACUACACCGAGUUUCGAAAGUGUGAACAAUGAUGAUGAGGUGAAAGUAGUUGAUCUCAAUAAAGCAAUGUUCAAUUCUAAGGUUUCUUGUCCCAACUUGAAAGAACUAAUAAUCUGGGAACUUGAAAGCAUAAGUGCUCUAUGCUCUCACCAACUUCCAACUGCCUACUUCAGCAUACUUGAAACAUUGCAUGUAUCGAAUUGUGGAAACCUGAGAAACUUGAUGUCUCCAUCAGUGGCUCGGGGUGCACUAAAUUUACGAAGAAUAAAGAUAGAAAAUUGUGUGUCAAUGGAAGUAGUGAUCACAGAAGAGGAACAACAAGGAGAAGAAAUCAUGACCUUAUUUCCCCUGUUGGAAAUGUUGGAGCUCGAAGAACUGCCUAAGCUGAGGCAUUUCUUUUUGACAAAGCGUGUUACUGAAUUUCCAUUUCUCAGAGAAUUGAGAAUUUGUGACUGCCCUGAAAUGAAGACGUUUGUCCAACAAGGAAUAUCUGUGAGUACACUAAGUCUCAAAAGUGUGAACAAUGUUGAUGAGGUGAAAGUAGUUGAUCUCAAUAAAGCAAUGUUCAAUUCUAAGAUUUCUUGUCCCAACUUGAAAGAAAUAAUCAUCAGGGAACUUGAAAGCAUAAGUGCUCUAUGCUCUCACCAACUUCCAACUGCAUACUUCAGCAAACUUGAAACAUUGCAUGUAUCGAAUUGUGGAAACUUGAGAAACUUGAUGUCUCCAUCAGUGGCUCGGGGUGCACUGAAUCUACGAAGAAUAAAGAUAGAAGAUUGGUCAAUCGAAGAAGUGAUCACAAAAGAGGAACAACAUGGAGAAGAAAUCAUGACCUUAUUUCCCCUGUUGGAAAAGUUGGAGCUUAAAGAACUGCCUAAGCUGAUGCAUUUCUUUUCGACGAAGGGUGUUACUGAAUUUCCGUUUCUCAGAGAAUUGAGAAUUUGUGACUGCCCUGAAAUGAAGACGUUUGUCCAACAGGGAAUAUCUGUGAGUACACCAAGUCUCGAAAGUGUGAACAAUGAUGAUGAGGUGAAAGUAGUUGAUCUCAAUAAUGCCAUGUUCAAUUCUAAGAUUUCUUGUCCGAGCCUGGAAUAUCUAUAUAUCGAGAAGGCUAACAGUAUAAGUGCUCUAUACUCUCAUCAACAUCCAACUGCCUACUUUAGCAAACUUGAAACAUUGCAUGUAUCGGAUUGUGGAAAAUUGAGAAACUUGAUGUCUCCAUCAGUGGCCAGAAGUCUUCUGAAUCUCCGAAUACUAACAAUAUAUAAUUGUAAAUCAAUGGAAGAAAUGAUCACAAAAGAGGAAAACCAAGGAGAAGGAAUCAUGACCUUAUUUCCCCUGUUGGAAGAACUGAACCUUCUAUCGCUGCCUAAGUUGGGGCAUUUCUUUCUGACAGAGCAUGCUCUUCAAUUUCCAUUUCUUAGAAAAGUGGAGAUAAGUAACUGUCCUGAAAUGAAGACGUUUGUCCAACAGAAAAUAUCUAUGAGUACACCGAGUCUCGAAAGUAUGAACAAUGAUGAUGAGGUGAAAGUAGUUGAUCUCAAUAAAACAAUGUUCAAUUCUAAGGUUUCUUGUCCCAACUUGAAAGAGCUAAUCAUCAGGGAACUUGAAAGCAUAAGUGCUCUAUGCUCUCACCAACUUCCAACUGCCUUCUUCAGCAAACUUGAAACAUUGCAUGUAUCAAAUUGUGGAAACUUGAGAAACUUGAUGUCUUCAUUAGUGGUUCGGGAUGCACUGAAUCUACAAAGAAUACAAAUAGAAAAUUGUGUGUCAAUGGAAGAAGUGAUCACAGAAGAGGAACAACAAGGAGAAGAAAUUAUGACCUUAUUUCCCCUGUUGGAAAUGUUGGAGCUCGAAGAACUGCCUAAGCUGAGGCAUUUCUUUUUGACAAAGUGUGUUACUGAAUUUCCAUUUCUCAGAGAAUUGAGAAUUUGUGACUGCCCUGAAAUGAAGACGUUUGUCCAACAUGGAAUAUCUGUGAGUACACUGAGUCUCAAAAGUGUGAACAAUGCUAAUGAGGUGAAAGUAGUUGAUCUCAAUAAAGCAAUGUUCAAUUCUAAGGUUUCUUGUCCCAACUUGAAAGAGCUAAUCAUCUUGGAACUUGAAAGCAUAAGUGCUCUAUGCUCUCACCAACUUCCAACUGCCUACUUCAGCAAACUUGAAACAUUGCAUGUAUCGAAUUGUGAAAACUUGAGAAACUUGAUGUCUCCAUCAGUGGCUCGGGGUGCACUGAAUCUACGUAGAAUAGAGAUAGAAGAUUGUGCGUCAAUGGAAGAAGUGAUCACAGAAGAGGAACAACACGGAGAAGAAAUCAUGACCUUGUUUCCCCUGUUGGAAAAGUUGGAGCUUGACGAACUGCCUAAGCUGAGGCAUUUCUUUUUGACAAAGCGUGUUACUGAAUUUCCAUUUCUCAGGGAAGUGAAAAUUCGUGACUGCCCUGAAAUGAAGACGUUUGUUCAACAGGAAAUAUUUGUGAGUACACCGAGUCUUGAACGUGUGAACAAUGAUGAUGAGGUGAAAGUAGUUGAUCUCAAUAAAUCCAUGUUCAAUUCUAAGAUUUCUUGUCCGAGCCUGGAAUAUCUAUGUAUCAAGGAGGCUAACAAUAUAAGUUCUCUAUACUCUCAUCAACAUCCAACUGCCUACUUUAGCAAACUUGAAAAAUUGGAACUAUGGCAUUGUGGAAAAUUGAGAAACUUGAUGUCUCCAUCAGUGGCUAGAAGUCUUUUGAAUCUCCGAAUACUAGCUAUAUAUGAUUGUCAAUCAAUGGAAGAAGUGAUCACAAAAGAGGAACAACAAGGAGAAGUAAUCCUUACCUUAUUUCCCCUGUUGGAAGAUUUGGGUCUUGAACAACUACCUAAGCUGGGGCAUUUCUUUCUGACGGAGCAUGCUCUUAAAUUUCCAUUUCUCGUAAGAGUGUGGAUUGAUGACUGCCCGGAAAUGAAGACGUUUGUCCAACAGGGAAUAUCUGUGAGUACACCGAGUCUCGAAUGCUUGAAUGAUGAUUAUGAAGUGAAAGUAGAUGAUCUCAAUAAAUGGACACAACAGAGGUUCAAUUCUAAGGUUUGAACAAAAUCUAGUCAAGGCACUACCAAUGGCGACGAAUCUGAAGCUAUUGUUGUCGACAAAUUUGAAGCUGCCGAUGACUACGAAAGGGUGAAACGUGAUUUUGGGGGUGAUGGUUGUUAG
Molecule: messenger RNA, 3741 nt
Organism: Solanum verrucosum
Lineage: Eukaryota; Viridiplantae; Streptophyta; Magnoliopsida; Solanales; Solanaceae
Product: F-box/LRR-repeat protein 15-like
Source: RefSeq, a predicted model, not a curated record